CUGGGUUUACAAACCUUCAACCGGAUGUUGAUCGUUAUUUACAGCCGGUGAAAAUGGCGGACAUGGACGAGCUUUUCGGUAGUGAUGGCGAUAGUGACAAUGAGCAACGAGCGUCCGUCUCUGGUUCUGGCUCUGGCUCUGGGUCUGAAUCGGAGCAUGAGAGACCCAGAUCUGCCAGCAAUGCUUCUGGCAGCGAGAGUGACAGGGAUCAUGACGAAGAUGAGGAUGAAGAUGGGGGAAAGCCAAGCAAUAAAGAGCUGUUUGGAGACGACAGUGAAGACGAGCGCGGGAGCCAGCACAGUGGCAGCCAGCACAGUGGCAGCCAGCACAGCGGCAGCCGGCACAGUGGCAGCCAGCACAGCGGCAGCCAGCACAGCGGCAGCCCGUCAGGGCGAUCAGGCAACCAAUCAGAGGCGAGCAUGCGUUCGGACAACGAGCACAGUGGGUCAGAGGGCCAUCACGAGGAGGACGGCGAUGAUGAUGACAGGGGCCACAGGUCAGAUGUAGCGAGUCCCGUCUCAGGAGCAGGAAGCCACAGGUCUGACAGAGGAAGUGCAAGUCCAGUGUCAGAGGCGGGCAGCCCACGCUCAGAAGCUGGAAGUGGUCAUUCAGACCCUGGCACACCUCAUUCAGAUGGAGAGGGGUCAGGGAAAGAUGUCCAUUCCGGAGAUGAGAAGUGGGGCGGGGAUGGAAAAAGUGACCAAUCAGAGGACGAGGACAAACCGCAGAACUCGGAUGAUGAAAGGGACCAUUCUGAUGAAGAAAGGGAAAGACAAAAAUCAGAGUCUAUCAAGGGCAGUGACAGCGAAGAGGAUUUCACACGCAAGAAAAAGAAAAAAAUCGCUUCAGACUCUGACUCGGAUUCUGACCGUGAUUCACAGAGGGGUAAGAAGCCCGCGGCAAAUGAUCUGUUCGGGGAAGCAGAUGAUAUUUCAUCAGACAGCGACGCAGAGAAACCUCUCACACCUGGGCAACCAAUGGAUGGUGAGGACGGUCUGGAGGGAGAUCAUCCCGAGGAGGAGCCGGCUCCAGAGACGAGGAUCGAAGUGGAGAUUCCCAAAGUCAGCACAGAUCUGGGCAGUGAGCUCUACUUUGUCAAGUUGCCCAACUUUCUCAGUGUGGAGCCCAGGCCGUUUGACCCUCAAUACUAUGAGGAUGAGUUUGAGGAUGAGGAGAUGUUGGAUGAGGAAGGACGGACCCGUCUCAAGCUGAAGGUGGAGAACACCAUCAGGUGGCGCUCUAGGCGCGACGAGGAGGGCAUCGAAGUCAAGGAGAGCAACGCAAGGAUUGUUAAAUGGUCAGACGGCAGCAUGUCUCUGCACCUGGGGAAUGAGGUGUUUGAUGUGUAUAAAGCUCCACUACAGGGUGACCACAACCACCUGUUCAUCCGCCAGGGCACAGGACUGCAGGGUCAGGCUGUGUUCAAGACUAAACUCACCUUCAGACCUCACUCCACAGACAGCGCCACACACAGGAAAAUGACCCUCUCUCUUGCUGACCGCUGCUCAAAGACACAGAAGAUCCGAAUUCUGCCCAUGGCUGGCAGGGACCCAGAGUCCCAGAGAAAUGAGAUGAUCAAGAAAGAAGAGGAGAGAUUACGUGCAUCUAUCCGCCGUGAGUCCCAGCAGAGGCGCAUGAGAGAGAAACAGCAUCAGCGAGGUCUGAACGCCGGGUACCUGGAGCCAGACCGCUAUGAUGAGGAUGAGGAGGGUGACGAAUCCAUCAGCCUAGCCGCCAUCAAGAGCAAAUAUAAGGGUGGAGGUCUGAGGGAGGAGCGUGCCAGGAUCUAUUCGUCAGACAGCGAUGAAGGUUCCGAUGAAGACAAGGCCCAGCGGCUGAUGAAGGCCAAGAGACUGGACAGUGAUGAGGAGGGAGAGAACUCUGGAAAGCGAAAGGCAGAGGAAGAUGAUGAAUCUGCAGCUGCCAAGAAACCCAAAAAAUAUGUCAUCAGUGAUGAAGAAGAGGAGGAGGAGGUGGGGGAGGUGGAGGAGGUAGAGGAUGUGGAGGAUGUGGAGGAAGACGAGUGAUUUUUUUUUUAUAUAUAUAUAGUUUUGUGCUUGUUUAAUCACAAUAAAGUAGGUGGUUAAUCCAUAAAAUAAAAUCUGCAGUUAUUUGUAUAUUUUAUAAGGAUUGAAGAUGCUCAUCAUUACAACAAAACAAUAAAGCGCAAUAACCUCGA
Rhinichthys klamathensis goyatoka is the source of this 2179-nucleotide messenger RNA. It is a transcript of the gene leo1, whose product is annotated as LEO1 homolog, Paf1/RNA polymerase II complex component. Gene Ontology annotation, molecular function: RNA polymerase II C-terminal domain phosphoserine binding. The transcript is spliced from 12 exons. Gene Ontology annotation, biological process: positive regulation of transcription elongation by RNA polymerase II; transcription elongation by RNA polymerase II. NCBI's taxonomy places the organism in Eukaryota, Metazoa, Chordata, Actinopteri, Cypriniformes, Leuciscidae. Bases 54 to 2027 code for a protein of 657 amino acids. Gene Ontology annotation, cellular component: nucleus; Cdc73/Paf1 complex. The record is from RefSeq and is a predicted model, not a curated record.